GUUUCCUCGGGUAGGUGAUCCUUGCAGGCUGGACAACACGGUGAGGAUGAACACUGUCAGUGGUUGGAUAUAGAUGUUAGGAAGAGAUCUUGGGUUGGUAUUUUCUUUUUCAAAACAAAAGGCCCUGGACUCACAAUGAAGCGACGGCGCAAGUACUGGUUUUGGAGGCGGAAAGGUAAAAACGCAAAGAUGUGUCUGCUCUGCUGUUAUGAAAGGAAAGACAAAGCUGACUGUUUCCAGUCCAAGAACGCUGAUGAGGAGGCCUGCGUGGCGGUGAAAAUCGAACACUCCACAGCUCUAGGCAGUAGCCCGGCGUGCAAUCAAAGCAACACACCCAGUGUGCAGGCGUGUCUGAGUCGGGCGGGCGGUAGGACUUCUGACAAGAGCAGGAAAGGGGUCAAUGGAAGAAGCAUUAGCUGCAGGGCUCGGCUGCCGUCUAAACCACAAGUCCCUCCAAAGCCACCACAUCUCCAGAGCCCGGUGACGGAGCUCACGUCCCCGCUGGGCCGCAUCCAGAAACCACAACUAAAACCGGGCAUGGAAGAGGGAGGUGGAGGAGGAGGAGGGAGAGGCGCUGUGAACCGGGAGAAAGUCAGGGAGAAACACUCCAAAGUCUCAGACCUCAUCAGUCGCUUUGAGGAGAACAGCAGCACAGAGAACAAGAGAGACGGCUCUCCGCUCAAACAAAUCAGCAAGUCGUCCAACUGCAGCCCAGCUCACCGGGCCUACCAGAAGCAGACGGAGGCCGACGGGCCUAAGGAGAACCACUCCUCCCUGCCGGCCUCGCCGGAAGAUGAACAAAAACCGGCGGCCAACGGGGUGCUAGCUCAGAUGGAGCAGGACAAGGACAAGGAGGAUAGCCAGGAGAGGAACAAUGACAGUGUGAGGACAGAGGCUGUCGAGCUGGUAAAUGGAGAUAUGGGGUGCGGGAGCACGGAACAGAGUGAUGAUCACUCACCUCCACACACAGACAGUACUGGUGCAGAGAGCCACACGGAGAAUGAGGACAGUGGGACUAAAAUAGAAAGUGAGCAGAGGAAUGAAGAAGGGAGAACCGAGCAGAAGGAGACAAAUGAACAGAAGCUGUUUAAGAUCGCCAGCGAGCUCUUGCACACAGAGAAGGCCUACGUAGCGCGACUUAACCUGCUGGACCAGGUAUUCUGUGUGAAGUUAAUGGAGGAGGCAAAUAAAGGAACGUUCCCCGUGGACGUAGUGAAGAACAUCUUCUCCAACAUCGUCUCCAUCCACACCUUUCACAGCCAGUUUCUGCUUCCAGAUCUGGAGAAGCGCAUGGGAGAAUGGGCAUCCACACCUCGCAUCGGAGACAUCCUGCAGAAACUCACACCCUUCCUCAAGAUGUACGCAGAGUAUGUGAAGAAUUUCGACAAGGCCAUGGAGCUGCUGAAACAGUGGACUGAUCGCUCGCCUCAAUUCAAGGCCAUCAUUCAGGAGAUACAGAGUCAAGAGGCCUGUGGCAGCCUGACGCUUCAGCAUCACAUGUUGGAGCCCGUGCAGAGAGUCCCUCGCUAUGAGAUGCUGCUUAAAGACUAUCUGAAGAAGCUUCCUCAGGACGACCCUGAUCGCCGAGAUUCAGAGAAAUCCCUAGAAAUUAUCGCCACAGCAGCUACUCACUCUAACAGCGCCAUACGAAAGUCUGAGAAUCUGAAGAAACUGAUGGAGAUAUACGAGAUGCUGGGGGAGGAGGAGGACAUUGUUAACCCCUCUAACGAGUUCAUCAAAGAGGGCCACAUCUUGAAGCUGGCGGCCAGGAACACCUCGGCCAUGGAGCGAUACCUCUUCCUGUUCAACAACAUGCUGUUGUACUGCGUGCCCAAAUUCAGUCUGGGAGGGACUAAGUACUCAGUGAGGACAAGGAUCGGCAUCGACGGCAUGAAGGUCCUGGAAACCACCAACGAUGACUACCCUCAUACCUUCCAGGUGUCAGGGAAGGAGAGGAUGCUUGAGCUACAGGCCAGCACAAACCAGGACAAGGCUGACUGGAUUAAGGCUUUCCAGAGGACUAUUCAGAUCUUCCAGCAGAAAAACGAGUCGUUCAAGAAUGCUCUGAGAGACGUGGACGAAGUGUCGAACGCGGAGCUGGGGAAGCGUGCCCCUCGCUGGAUCCGCGACAAUGAAGUGACAAUGUGUAUGAAGUGUAGAGAGUCUUUCAAUGCUCUGACACGACGGAGGCACCACUGCAGAGCCUGCGGCUACGUGGUGUGCUGGAAAUGUUCAGACUACAAGGCGACCCUUGAAUACGAUGGCAACAAGUCGAACAAAGUCUGCAGAGACUGCUCCUCCAUCCUGAGUGGAGAAGUGAUAGCCGAGGGCAAGAAGAAGGGCAUCCUGGAGAUCGAGGCGGCUCAGUUCACAGGCAGCAGCAUCAUGUGCGGCUUCCUGCAGUACUGUGAGAAGAACAAACCUUGGCAGAAGGUGUGGUGCGUCAUCCCCGAGAAGGAGUGUCUGGUGCUCUAUCUCUACGGAGCUCCGCAGGACGUGAAGGCCCAGUGUACUAUCCCCCUCCUGGGCUACUCUGUGGAUGACAGCGCCCGGUCCACAGACCCCCCGACCAGCUUCCGUCUCUCCCAGUCCAAGUCCAUCCACAACUUUGCUGCUGAAACGGAGGAGCUCAAGCAGCGCUGGCUGAAAGUGAUACGAGUGGCGGUGACGGGGGAGGUGCCGGAAUGCCCUCAGAACGGCGGCAACGCCAACAUGAUAGACGACAUCACACAGGAAGCAGGUACUGAUAGCUCAUAAAAGAUGUCUUUUCUACAAGCAAACUGCUUUGAGAUUGCUCAAGAAAGGCAGGAUGUGCACUGCACACACAACUACACACUCUCCAUGCUGUACUUGAAUCUUAAAGACAAGUAGAGGAAUCAGUGCUGGAUUUGCUCCCGUUCUUCGUUUUCUUUUCGGAUUUUCUCAUAAGCCCACGCCAGAACUUCUGACUCACUGCUAGAGCUGUGCUGGAUUACUAAAGGACAUGUCUGGUGCAUUCAACACUAGAGCAGAGGGGCCUCAGGAUUGAUCGACUUCCCUCAAACAGGCUCUAUGAGGACAGCUCAAACUCAGUCUUCAGACUUUAAUCUGAGUCAGCUCCUCUUGAGCCGGUGGACUCCCACAGCGCCCUGUACAGGAUGUGACUCAAAGCAAAGAGAACGGUCCACAUGAAGUGUGCUGGUGCUGUAACUCAACUCUGUGUACCUGUACAGUAUAAAUGUUUUUCUUUUCAAAAAAGGAACAAUCGUCUUUUUAUGUACAGAAAUCAAUCCCACACGUUGUUUUGAUAACAUAGAAAAUAUCUAAGUAUGAUAUAAAGUAUUUACAGUAUUCCACCUUUUCUUUGCUUGAAAAGAUGGAUCUAAAACUGGGGAAAUGAUCGUGUGGUUGGAUAAUGAUGGUCCCAUCUCCCUCUCUCAUCCCUCAGUGAACAUUCAUGAACUGUUGCAGUGUCCUGUAGUGUGUGUUCUAUGAAACGAAGGGACUAACCAGUGUUAAUGCUGAAUAUAGAAGAAAUCGUAAUGGCAAUACGUAUUGUGAGAUUGUACAUUUUCCAGAGAAACAGUUGAUAAACCAUUUACUGUGAAUGUGUGUUUUCUUUCAGUUAAAGAAGCAGGUGAAAAGUCAAGGCUUCAUCAUAUUGAUGUGUAAAUUCAUUAGUACAAUAAGUCAGUCCUGCUCAUUGAUUUGCAACAUUGCCCACAAUGGCAACCAGAGCAAUUUAGUAUUGCUCCUCCAGUAAGUUUGGAGACAGAAGACAGAAUGGUCAAAAUUGAAGCGGCAGGAGCAGAGAUACCCGACAGCAGCGACUUACAUUAGGCCCUCCCUGCCUGUUACCAAAGUUUUCUGUCAGAUAUUCGUAGUCUCAAGCCUAACUCACAACAACCCUGAUGUCUUUUUCUCACUGUGCAAAGCUUCCUGCAGAGCCACAAAGACAUUAUACAACUGUAUUCAGGUAAACUGACCUUCCUGUGUAGAAUCAGUUCACCUUUAUAAAAAGGUAGAAACAGUAUCACAAGGUGACACAUCUCUAUGGUCUCACAAUAUGUAUUGCCACACAUUGCCCGACCCUAUGGCUGUUUGUAUUAAAAGUGUCUUCUAAUUAUGGCAUAGCAACUGAUGGAUGAUGUUCAAAGCUGAGGAUGUGAGAGAUGAACAGGGAUCUUCACUUUUCUAUUUAGAUGCAAACGCGGAACAAUCACAGAUAUAGCAAGCUGGUGCGAGAAAUGUAAAUGUGUUUUUAAUGCUGUAAUUAAUUUGAUUAUUUAAAGUAAUUUAUAGAGUAUGACAAGCAUGAUCUGUUAAAAGUAGCACAAAUUUGUUCCCCGACUGUCAACUAAGAAGCGCAUUAGGUAGAUCUCUAGAGCAGAUGUUUCCCCAUUACCUCAUCAAACGCGUCACUUGGGUUCUUCAGUGCAACAGCGGCCGGUCUGAGCUCUGGGCCGGCCGUGUUCAUUCACAUGGUUCUGUUUGCCCCCGUGCUCGAUGCUCGUGCUCACCUGAGUCUCACCUCUCUGAACCUUUUUUCCCCCUCCUCAGUAUUCAAAUAAAAAACAAGAGCACAAAA
Molecule: messenger RNA, 4567 nt
Organism: Cottoperca gobio
Lineage: Eukaryota; Metazoa; Chordata; Actinopteri; Perciformes; Bovichtidae
Gene: fgd4a
Product: FYVE, RhoGEF and PH domain containing 4a
Biological process (GO): cytoskeleton organization; filopodium assembly
Cellular component (GO): cytoplasm
Molecular function (GO): metal ion binding; guanyl-nucleotide exchange factor activity
Source: RefSeq, a predicted model, not a curated record